AUGGCUUUGAAUAAUCUGAGAGUGUUCUUCUUCCUCGCGAUGGUGGUGUGCGCCGCACACGCGGGCAAGCCAGCCCCAAAGGGGAAGGAAGAGAAAGCCGAUUCCGCCGCGGCACCCUCCGGCGCCGCUGGUGGCGGCGAUUCCUCCGACAUUUCCAAGCUGGGAGCCAAGGGCGACGGCAAGACCGACAGCAGCAAGGCGCUGAACGAUGCGUGGGCGACGGCGUGCGGCAAGGAGGGGCCGCAGACGCUCAUGAUACCCAAGGGAGACUACCUGACGGGGCCCCUAAACUUCACCGGGCCGUGCAAGGGCUCCGUCACCAUCCAGCUCGACGGCAACCUGCUCGGCACCACCGAUCUUGGCCAGUACAAGAGAAACUGGAUCGAGAUCAAUCAUGUCGACAACCUCGUCAUCACCGGCAAGGGCACCCUCGACGGCCAGGGCAAGCAAGUCUGGGACAGCAACAAAUGUGCCCAGAAAUAUGACUGCAAGAUCCUGCCCAACUCUUUGGUGCUGGACUACGUGAACAACGGCACCGUCUCCGGGAUCACGCUUCUGAACGCCAAGUUCUUCCACAUGAACGUGUUCCAGUGCAAGGGCAUGAUGAUCAAGGACGUGACCAUCACUGCUCCGGGAGACAGCCCCAACACGGACGGCAUUCACAUCGGUGACUCGUCCAAGGUCACCAUCACCGGCACCACCAUCGGCACAGGUGACGACUGCAUCUCCAUCGGCCCUGGCAGCACCGAGAUCAACAUCACCGGCGUCACCUGCGGCCCCGGCCACGGCAUCAGUGUCGGCAGCCUGGGCAGAUACAAGGAUGAGAAGGACGUGACAGACAUCAACGUCAAAGACUGCACGCUCAAGAAGACCAGCAACGGCGUCCGGAUCAAGUCCUACGAGGACGCCGCGUCGAAGCUCACCGCCUCCAAGCUCCACUACGAGAACAUCGCCAUGGAGGACGUGCAAAACCCUGUCAUCAUCGACAUGAAGUACUGCCCCAACAAGAUCUGCACCAAGAACGGCGCUUCCAAGGUCACCAUCAAGGACGUCACCUUCAAGAACAUCACUGGCACCUCCGCAACGCCGGAGGCUGUCAGCCUGCUCUGCUCCGACAAGCUGCCAUGCACCGGAGUCACCAUGGAUAACAUUAAGGUUGAGUACAAGGGCACCAACAACAAGACCAUGGCGGUCUGCCAGAAUGCCAAGGGCUCUGCCACGGGCUGCCUCAAGGAGCUGGCUUGCUUCUGAAGUUCUGAUUGAUCGAUCCAUCCAUAUACAUUCGUUAUCGUCUCCUCCAACCCUUUUCUUCACAAAAGAAGAUCCCCAUCGGUCCAAGGAUCAUCAGCCAAUGCCCUUCUACAACUUAAUUACUAACAAGACACUAGUGUUUAUCUGUAAUCCUCCUAUAUGCAUGGCAUCUGCGCCGUGGACUAGCUUAUUCCCCGCCUUCAUACGGGUGGUGUCAUGAGGAGGCCG
Messenger RNA from Setaria italica (foxtail millet), 1479 nucleotides. RefSeq names its product exopolygalacturonase. The record is from RefSeq and is a predicted model, not a curated record. Gene Ontology annotation, molecular function: polygalacturonase activity. NCBI's taxonomy places the organism in Eukaryota, Viridiplantae, Streptophyta, Magnoliopsida, Poales, Poaceae. Gene Ontology annotation, biological process: carbohydrate metabolic process. Bases 1 to 1251 code for a protein of 416 amino acids. The transcript has 2 exons.